UUUGUUUUUGGAAACAAGAAUAUUCUCUUUCUUUUUUGUUUUUUUUUCUAGUCAAUUUUUUUCCAAAAUUAAAUGAUCACCGAAACAUUAAAAUUGGUAAAAAUUCAUGAAAAUACUCAUCUAAUUGAACAAUGUAUCGAAAUACUUAAUGAAGAAUGGCCAAGAGAAUCACAACAACGAAUGAAAACAAUGAAACGUUCAUCGGAUAAUUUUCCGAUUUGUUUGGCAUUGAUUGAUGACCAACAACAAAACCAAGAAAAAGUUAUCGGUUUUGUUAAAUUAACCAGUGAAAAACCAUUUAAUCCGGUUAUAUUUGUUGAAUCAUUAAUCGUAUCGAAAGAAUAUCGUCGGAAAGGAAUUGGACGAUUCAUCAUGGAACAAGUGGAAAAAUUUGCAAAAGAAUUGAAUUUUGAAAAAAUUCAUCUGACGACAACCGAUCAACAGGAAUUUUAUCUAAAAUUAGGAUAUCUAUUACCCAAAUGUAAUAAUAAUAAUGGAAAUAAAAUCUUAAUGUAUAAACAUAUUUUGUAAAACUUUUUUCCUAC
Molecule: messenger RNA, 545 nt
Organism: Dermatophagoides pteronyssinus (European house dust mite)
Lineage: Eukaryota; Metazoa; Arthropoda; Arachnida; Sarcoptiformes; Pyroglyphidae
Gene: Naa80
Product: N-alpha-acetyltransferase 80
Biological process (GO): protein acetylation
Cellular component (GO): cytoplasm
Molecular function (GO): acetyl-CoA binding; N-acetyltransferase activity
Source: RefSeq, a predicted model, not a curated record